Messenger RNA from Closterium sp. NIES-67, 5398 nucleotides. The record is from the annotation of a GenBank genome assembly. Lineage: Eukaryota; Viridiplantae; Streptophyta; Zygnematophyceae; Desmidiales; Closteriaceae.
AGGUCUAUUCAUGGUCGAGGUCCUUUGUUCCUAGGUCUCACGUUAGGAAGUUAGAGUAGACAGGCGAUCGUUAUUCCCCGUCGCCCGUCGACUUUGUCCCAGCUCGACUUUUACUCUAAAAUCGCCUCUGAAUAUCAGAACGUCUUGCAGGUUCGCUCGCUUUGACGGAAUUUCUGAGUUUCACUCCGGUCAGCCUCACAGAGAUUCGUGUGACUGAUGGACCUACCAUAGACCGUCGGGGAAGCGUACCGUCCAUAUUUUUGUCGAACUGCGUGCCUGUAAUCGAUUCAGCUAGUAACGAAGAUCGAUUCAGCCUGCAGCAGCACCAGCAGCAGCGGCAGCCAUGGAUUGGUUCUCGGCGCAGGUGACGUCGCUGGGUCUGGGCGAGCUUCCGGACAUUGCGGGAGCGGUGAACAAGCUGAGCGAGACAAUCUCAAACAUCGACACGUCGGGAUUCGACGCCGGACUCGGCCUCGACUUCCUUCCUCCCGUCACUGAAGACAAGCCGGCAGCUAGCUCGUCCUCUCAAGCUACCAAGGCCAGAGCAACCACAGACGGCCCCAGCACUGCCCCCAGUCCUUCUACCGCCACAGCUCGCGCUUCUGCUCCUUCCGCCGCUGCCGCCGCUGUUGCAGCGAAAGACAAGGUCCAAGAAGCAGCAGUGGGCUCCAAAACACCAGAGAAGGCAGCUCCAAAGCCCGUCACGGCGACAGCUAAAGCGUCGCCAGCCAGAGCAGCUUCAACCGCCGAAACUGCACCAGCAGCAGGUGUAUUGGCCAAGGAAAAAGGAGCGGAGCCGAAGGCAGCAGUGGGUGGAGCGGCGAAACCGGAGAGUAAGCUUGGAGCGAAGAAACUGGGAGCUAGUAAGCUGACUCGGCCACUGCGGAGUGCUGCUGCUAAGAGUGCUGCUGGUUCUGGUGCUGAUGCUGGUGCUGAUGCUGGUGCUGCUGGUGUUGCGGCUGGUACCAGAUCAGAAGGGGCCAAAGCGUUGGCUGAUGGGGAUGGCAGUGCAGGGAAAGACGAAGUGGUGAAGGAGGAAAAGGAGGAGAAGGAGAAGAAGGUGGAGAAGAAACCUACCAAGAUAGUGAAGCUAGUCAAGGGAAAGCUGAGCAAGCCACAGGCUGGGGGAGAAGCAGCAGCAGCAGCAGCAACAGAGGCUGCUUUUCCAGCGCCAGCGCCAGAAGCUGAAACUCCACUCCAAAUAGCGCCAUCAGCAACGGUAGAAAAGCAGGAGCCAAGUGCUGUGGUGGACGGAGCAGGUGAAACAGCAGGGGCAGAGGACAAGGAGGGAGGAGCGGGGUGGGCAAUCGAUGAGGUGUUACCUGGUAACGAUUCCACUGUUCCUGCUAGUCCUUCACUUAAAGGUAAGCCAGAUGCUGAGCCAGCAGCUGCUAGGGUUUCGGUUUCCACUGGCCCUGAACCUGCUGCUGCCGAAGCUGUUUCCAAUCCAGAGAGUGAGGAAGAUUCCAAACCUGCAGCAGCUUUGGCAGAAGAAGAAGCUGUUGUGGGGACCGGAGAGAGUGCGGAGGAGGAAGGGGAGGGGUGGGCUGCAGUGAUUGAAGAGGAAGAGAUUGUAACGAACGAGGGAGAUGCAGGCUUCUCAAGUGCAGGCGCAGGAACAAAAGAGGACAUUCAGAAAUCAGAAGACAAAGCGGUUGCUGCUGGGGAUGAUGUUGCUGGUGCCGGUUCUGCCAUUGAUAUAGCUUCUGACGGUGCUGAUGCUGGUGCUGAAGGUUCAGCUGCUUUAGCCAUUGCUUCAUCCACCCCUCUGCCGUUCAGUGGGUUCGAAGCUGCGUCUGAGGGCGUUUUUAGCAUUGACGAUGGGGAGGGGGAGGGGGAGGAGGAGGAUGGAGAGGGGGAGAAUAGAGAGGGCAUUCCUGCGCCAUCCCCCAUCAAACCCUCUCUGCCAGAAGUCAGGCCACCAUUCGGUGAUACUUCUCCUGCGUUCUCUGCAUCGCCUGCAGCUGCCCCCACUGCUCCUCUCUCUCCUGUUGUUACUAGCCCUAAAGCCGUUGGAUCCGCGGUGUCUGCAGGAUUAGAGGCAGCAGCAACAGCUGAAAAAGCAGCUGCUGAAAGCGGCUCUGUUGCUCCCCCAGCAGCCAUUCCUUUUGCGGAAGGCGAAAGCGGCCCUGCGGCUGUUCUCGAGACGAGUGAAGAGGAAACGAGGACUCAGAGCCAGGGAUUAGAGCCAGAGGAGAAUAAGGUAACUCGAAAUGAUGUAGCUAUAGCUGGUGAGGCGGGCGGUGCAGGGGAGGAGGUGGACCCACCGUCAGAAGGAGAGAGCCAAGCAUUGGGGCUGACAGAAGAAAGGCCAGCGCCUUCUCCUGAAGGUGCUCCUGCUGAAGGUGCUUCUGCUGAAGGUGCUUCUGCUGAAGGUGCUUCUGCUGAAGGUGCUCCUGCUGAAGGUGCUCCUGCUGAAGGUGCUUCUGCUGAAGGUGCUCCUGCUGAAGGUGCUCCUGCUGAAUCUGCUGCUCAGGAGGGAGAGGAAGGAGCAAAGGGAGAAGGGUUGACAGAAGGGCUCACUGCUGCUGGGAAUGGUCCUGUGAACGACGAGCUCCCAGUGAGCUCAUCUGUCGAGGAAGAGCAGGUUGAGGAGGCGGGUGCAGCUGUUGAGGAGGUGGGUGCAGCUGUCACGGAUGCGAAUGGAUGGGCUGUGGGCAGCGUUGGGGGUGAGGGAGAGGCGGUUGCUGUUGGUGAGGCUCGAGGAGAGAGGGAGGCAGGUGAGAGGGUUGAUGGGGAGGUUGUGGAAGGCACAGCAGGCGAGGGAACAGGGGUAAAGACAGCGGGCACUUUUGACCUAGCUGAAGCUGCAGUAGCAGAGAUGGCGGGAGGUGAUGUAGCAGCAGGGGAUGAGACUGGUGAUGGUGAUGGUGAUGGUGAUGGUGGUGGUGGUGGCGCUGCUGCUGCUGCUGCUGCGUCCGCGGCAGCAAACAUAUUAGAGGUUGGCCCAGCUGAGGCAAGGGGAGUUGAGGAGAGUGAAGGUGAUGGUGGGGUGCCAGCUUCAGAAGAAGUAGCAGUUGAUUCAGCGCCACCAGCAGCGGAAGCAGAGGCACUGUUUGCUGAAAUAGCAUUACCAUCCGCUGCAGCAGCAGAGGCUUUGUCUGUUGAAAAGGCAGCAUCUGCAGCAGCAGCGGUACAAGCUUUGUUGGCUCAAACAGCAUCAACAGCAGCAGCAGAAGCACUGUCAUCGGAGCUUCAAGCAGAACUUGUGAGGGUGAAGAUGGAGCUGGCGAAUAUGGAGAGUGCUCUGCAGCACGCCGCCAGGCAGGCGCAGACCAAGGCUGAUGAUCUGGCCCGGGCCAUGACAGUCAAUGAUGAGCUUCGCGCCGAGCUGGAGGAUUUGAAGGCGCAGAAGAACAAUGAUGCAGAGCUAGAGGCUCUGAGGGAGGAAUACCAGCACCGACUGGGGGCAGCUGAAAGAAAGGUGUAUGCUCUGACCAAGGAACGAGACAUGUUGCGGCGGGAGCAGAGCAGAAAGGCAGACACUUCGACACUGCUGAAGGAGAAGGAUGAGAUAAUUCGGCAGGUCAUGGCUGAAGGCGAGGAACUUUCCAAGAAGCAGGCAGCCCAAGAGGCAGCUAUGAAGAAGCUUCGCACUCAGCUCCGGGAGAUGGAGGAGGAGAAGAGCCGUCUGCAGUCCCGACUGCAAGUGGAGGAGGCCCGAGUGGAGAGCAUUAAGAAAGACAAGGCGGCCACAGAGAAGGCACUUCAGGACGCAGUAGAGCGCGGGCAGGCGGACCUCGCCGCCCAAAAAGACUUCUACGUCUCUGCCCUUUCAGCUGCCCGGGAGGCGCAGGCAGCAGCGGAGGCGCGGGCGGAUAGCGAGGCAAAGGCGGAGGCAGAGAGAAAGCUGAAGGAGGCGGGGGAGAGGGAGCGGGCGCUGGUGAUGACUGUGGAGGAGCUCAGGCAGGCGCUGACCAGGAGCGAGCAGCAGGCGGGGUUCCGGGAGCAGAUGCUGAGGCGGGACCUCGAGGACAUGGAGAAGCGCUGCCAGGCGGCGGAGGCUCGGCACGAGGAGCUGGUGGCUCGGAUACCGGACUCGACCCGCCCGCUGCUGCGGCAGAUCGAGGCGAUGCAGGAGUCGGCUAAUACGCGCAUGGAGGCUCUCUCUGGGGUUGAGAGGGCACUGAAUGCGAGGCUGCAGGACGCAGAGGCGAAAGCGGCAGUGGCGGAGGAGAAGGAGCGGGUGACGAGCGAGCGGCUGAACCAGACGCUCUCCCGGUUGGCCGUGAUGGAGGCGCAGCUCUCCUGCCUGCGCGCCGAGCACUCCCAGCUCGCUCGCUCCCUCGACAAGGAGCGGCAGCGCGCGGCGGAGAACCGGACGGAGUACCUGAGUGCGCAGGAGGCGAAGGCGGCGGCGGAGGGGCGGGUGAAGGCGGUGGAGGAGGAGAUGAGGGAGGUGAAGGGGCGGUGGCGGAAGGAGGUGCAGGAGGAGAGGCAGCGGAGGGAGCUCGUGGAACAGGAGCUGGAGAGUGAGCGAGCUUCCAUGGCCGAGCAUGAGAGGAAAAUACGCGCUGAAGGAAGGGCAGCAGCAGAGAAGGCGCUAGCAGUGGCACAUGCAGCAGCAGGCUCGUCCUACCCUGAGCUCUCAGUGCGCCAGUCGCUGCGUCGAGUCCCCAGCACCAGCAGCGCGGGCAGCAGCGCCAUUGAAGAGGCAACAGCCUCCGGCAUCCUAGCCGCGUCCCUCCUUGGGGGUGUGGGCUCUGCCUCGCAGAACGACCUCCUCACCGGCUCCAUCAUCGGAGGCAGCAGCAGCGGUGGCAUGUUUGGCGGUGCAGCCGGAGGGAUGGGGGGAGGCAUGGGCACGCCGCUGGGCUAUGGUGCAUCGUCUGGUGGGGGUCUGCUGCGGCCGAGCGCAGCAAAUGCUGCUGCAGUGGAGCACUUGGAGUCGCUGCUGAGGCAGAAGGACGGCGAGAUUGCCACGCACACUGCACGACUGGCCGCACUGGAGAGCACGCGCGAUUCACUGGCAGAGGAACUCGUAAAAACGACAACCCAGUGCGAGAGCCUGCGCGGCGAGGUGUCUCAGCUGCCGGGGCUGAAGGCCGAGCUGGAGGCGAUCAGGCGGCGACACGCAUCUGCCCUGGAGCUCAUGGGGGAGAGAGACGAACAGGUGGAGGAGCUGAGAGCAGACCUCAUGGAUGUGAAGGAGAUGUACCGCGAGCAAAUCGACAUGCUGGUAGACCAGAUCCAGAAGCUGGGGAAGGCAUCUGCAUCGGUAGCCGGACACUGAAGUUUACUUGUGGGAAACUUGUGCUCCAAAAAGUGUAUUUUACUUGUUUCAUGGCUGUGAUUAAUAUGUGAAGCCCCGAUUGUGGAGACAACUGUGCGUGUUAGUUCACGUUUGCUCUAACCAUUGUAGGUCAUUCUUAAGUAUUCUGCACACAAUCUUCAUAGC